AUGACGGAGAAAUCAAAGAAGCUUCCCUCGCCCUCUGCACCCGCCGAGGAAGUGCGCGAGUAUAUCACCCAACUCCUCGUCACAAGAUACAGCACCCCCGUCGACAUCGCCGAGAAGCACGCCAGUAAAUGGGAGAUUGGCACAUUCUCGCAACUGAGCAACGCGUCGCCGCGGAGCCUGUCGGAUAUCUUCAACACCAAUGUCGGUCUAUGUCUGGGCAACGCACUCCAGGAUGAUAUGCGCGACUAUCUGGAUGAGCAGCCGUCGGUGAUUGUUGCCAAGUAUGCUCUCUGGGCCUCUGUUGUGAUCCUAGCAUCCGUUCUGCUCCUCGCGCUUGCUUCGUCGCAGGGAUUCCCAUUUGCGCAGGGUCGGGCUUCGUGGGCAGUGUCUCCAUUCCCUUGGUACUUCUUUAGUUUCUCCACGGGCUACUAUGCCUACAAGCACAAGUUGAGGGAUACCAGUAUCGCAUUCUGCAUUGUUGGUGCUUAUUUCGCACUCAUUAUUGGAUUUUGCGCUUCCCUUAGAUGA
Messenger RNA from Aspergillus puulaauensis, 528 nucleotides. RefSeq lists its product as uncharacterized. The transcript is spliced from 3 exons. Bases 1 to 528 code for a protein of 175 amino acids. The record is from RefSeq and is a predicted model, not a curated record. NCBI's taxonomy places the organism in Eukaryota, Fungi, Ascomycota, Eurotiomycetes, Eurotiales, Aspergillaceae.